This is a messenger RNA of Tupaia belangeri chinensis (Chinese tree shrew), 2358 nucleotides long. It is a transcript of the gene MAPKAP1, whose product is annotated as MAPK associated protein 1. The coding region runs from base 383 to 1951 and encodes 522 amino acids. Gene Ontology annotation, cellular component: cytoplasm; TORC2 complex; plasma membrane. Gene Ontology annotation, molecular function: phosphatidylinositol-4,5-bisphosphate binding. The record is from RefSeq and is a predicted model, not a curated record. NCBI's taxonomy places the organism in Eukaryota, Metazoa, Chordata, Mammalia, Scandentia, Tupaiidae. Gene Ontology annotation, biological process: TORC2 signaling. The transcript is spliced from 13 exons.
ACGCCGGGAUACGGUUCCGGGUCGUGGUGCGGCUCGGGGCAACAGGGCUCCUGCUCAGCCGGCCGGCGGCAGCGAGCAGCAGGGGCAUGAGGGCGAGCCCGGGAGACGGCAGCUGAGCGGGCCGGGAGGAGCGCCGGUCCCCCAGGAUUCCGAGAGUGCAGAGAUCCGGGCAGGGGCCGGGCCCUCCCCCCAGGAACGUGUCCCGGGGUCGACCUGGCCCUAGUGUGGCAGCAGCUUCAGGUGUGGCGGUGAGAAGUUGGAGAGGCACUGUACGUACUGUACCAGGCUCCCUUUUACUGGAUCUUGGCGGAUGGUAGGUGAGCUCGUGAAACAAUAUGAAGAGGAGAAAAUAGCCUUUUAAGGAAAUUGGCCCACAGAAAGGAUGGCCUUCUUGGACAAUCCAACUAUCAUUCUAGCUCAUAUUCGACAGUCCCAUGUGACCAGUGAUGACACGGGAAUGUGUGAGAUGGUUCUCAUUGAUCAUGAUGUUGACCUAGAGAAGAUUCAUCCUCCUUCAAUGCCCGGAGACAGUGGGUCAGAAAUUCAGGGAAGCAAUGGUGAGACUCAGGGCUAUGUAUAUGCCCAGUCAGUCGAUAUUACCUCAAGUUGGGACUUUGGUAUUAGAAGACGCUCAAACACAGCUCAAAGAUUAGAACGACUCCGAAAAGAGAGACAAAACCAGAUCAAAUGCAAAAAUAUUCAGUGGAAAGAAAGAAAUUCUAAGCAAUCAGCCCAGGAGUUAAAGUCACUGUUUGAAAAAAAAUCCCUUAAAGAGAAGCCUCCAAGUUCUGGAAAGCAGUCAAUACUAUCUGUGCGCCUGGAGCAGUGCCCCUUGCAGCUGAAUAACCCCUUUAACGAAUAUUCCAAAUUUGAUGGCAAGGGUCAUGUGGGUACAACGGCAACCAAGAAGAUCGAUGUCUACCUCCCGCUGCACUCGAGCCAGGACAGACUGCUGCCAAUGACUGUGGUGACAAUGGCCAGCGCCAGGGUGCAGGACCUAAUUGGACUCAUCUGUUGGCAGUAUACAAGUGAAGGACGGGAGCCGAAGCUCAAUGACAACGUCAGUGCCUACUGCCUGCAUAUUGCUGAGGACGAUGGGGAGGUGGACACGGAUUUCCCCCCGCUGGAUUCCAAUGAACCCAUUCAUAAGUUUGGCUUCAGUACUUUGGCCCUGGUUGAAAAGUAUUCAUCUCCUGGUCUGACAUCCAAAGAGUCACUCUUUGUUCGAAUAAAUGCUGCUCACGGAUUCUCCCUUAUUCAGGUGGACAACACAAAGGUCACCAUGAAAGAAAUCUUGCUAAAGGCAGUGAAGCGAAGAAAAGGAUCCCAGAAAAUUUCAGGCCCCCAGUACCGCCUGGAGAAGCAGAGCGAGCCCAACAUCGCCGUAGACCUGGAGAGCACUUUGGAGAGCCAGAGCGCCUGGGAGUUCUGCCUGGUCCGCGAGAACAGUUCAAGGGCAGACGGGGUUUUUGAGGAAGAUUCGCAAAUUGACAUAGCGACGGUCCAGGAUAUGCUCAGCAGCCACCAUUACAAGUCCUUCAAAGUCAGCAUGCUCCACCGGCUGCGCUUCACCACCGACGUGCAGCUGGGUAUCUCUGGAGACAAAGUAGAGAUAGACCCUGUUACGAAUCAGAAAGCCAGCACUAAGUUUUGGAUUAAGCAGAAACCCAUCUCAAUCGAUUCUGACCUGCUCUGUGCCUGUGACCUUGCUGAAGAAAAAAGCCCCAGUCACGCAAUAUUCAAACUCACGUAUCUAAGCAAUCACGACUACAAACACCUCUACUUCGAAUCUGACGCUGCUACCGUCAACGAGAUCGUGCUCAAGGUUAACUACAUUCUGGAAUCACGAGCCAGCACUGCCCGGGCUGAGUACUUUGCUCAAAAACAAAGAAAACUGAACAGACGUACGAGCUUCAGCUUCCAGAAGGAGAAGAAGUCAGGGCAGCAGUGACACUGGCGCCAGCCUGUCUGUUGCUGUCACUCAGCGCCAGCCUGCCGGGGCCAGGUGGCCUGGAGCCCGUCCUGCGGCUGGGGGAGGCCAGCCCCAAGCUCAGGACGCAGGGCUGGUGGGCUCUCCGGGCAGGUGCGGCACGGGAAAGGGGCACCCUAGGACGGAGCUCUGGGGACAUUGCCACAGGCCACGCCUGCCUGGCAGUGGCUGUGACUUGCAGUGCCUGGGGCCAGAGCACCCACGGGGAGCCGCGCAGCCCUGCUGCCUUCACUGCCCGAUGACCUGCCCGGGUGUACAUAGCCGUGCCCAGACGUUUCCUCGCAACUUGAUCAAAUUUCUUAAAGCAAAUGAAGAACAAAAAUGUACAUUUUUUUUCCUUUUAAUAAACAGGUGUACUCUUUAUCAUG